Molecule: messenger RNA, 2187 nt
Organism: Bursaphelenchus okinawaensis
Lineage: Eukaryota; Metazoa; Nematoda; Chromadorea; Rhabditida; Aphelenchoididae
Source: the annotation of a GenBank genome assembly
AUGUCGGUGCAGUCGGUUCAGCAGCCGGAAACAACCGCGGUACCCAACGAAGAUGAGUCCAAAGGGGGCGCGGAACUGUCCACUUUUUCCAUUUAUUCGUACGUUUUUCCAGUUCUGAGUACGAUUGCCUUCUGUUGUGCUGUGGUUGGAUCGUGAGUUUUAUUUUUUUUUCUAAUUUUUUUUUGAAAUUUUAAAAUUUUUGGUUGUAAAGAAAGUUAUUGCGGUCUUUAAAAUUUUAUGAAAAAUUGGCAUUUUAGGCUUGGUUUAGGCUUAAUAAGCCUUAGAAUAGUCUUAAAAGUCUUUUUUUCGAUCUAUAUUGCAUUAAAAGCGGCAGAAAAAAGCUGGAAAGAAAGUUCUUGCGGGUUUUAAUUUUUUUUGCGGUUUUUCAUAUUUUAUCAAAAAUGGAUGUUCUAAGGCUUUUUUAAGCAUAAAAAUGAUUUUCAGCUUCUACCUCACCCUCCACAGUAGACACACCACCAAUUAUCUGCCCUCGUUCAGUGAUAUUGGAAACUACCCGCCCGAGCGCUGUUUUUUCAGUUUUUUCAUCAACACCGCCGCUUUCUUUUGUAGGUUUUUGACUGUUUUAUGAAGUUAGGGACUGUAUUUUAUAUAACAAGAUUGAAAAGAGUCGAUUUUUUGAGAUACAUCAUAUAGAAAAUGGCAGUUUUAAAAGGUAAAGGAGAAUCAUGAAGAAUCAUCGUAUAACAUGGGUUUCGCAGGCUGCAGGGCCUUUAUUUUUGGAUUUUGGGGGUUUUUUAGAGUAGAUAUAGCUUUGAAUAAAAAUUUUGUGACUAUGUUUGUUUUAAUGUUGGCUUAGGCUUAUAAUAGACAUUAUUUAGGGCUAUGCACAGCAUACUUCGUCUACGCCACGAUGAGCGUUCACAUCCACACGUUUAUGACAAUGAACGGCACAUGGGCCCUUAUCAUGGUCAUUCAAAACUUUUUUGGACUAAUGAUUGGAGUGGGACUGGUCUUCAUAGCCAAUUUUCAGGUUUGUUUUUAACUUUUUAAAAAUUUAAAAUUUUUCGAAUUUUUUAAAAUUUUUUGAAAUUUUAAAAUUUUAGGACAGCAACGUAACAGUAGUACACAAAGGAGGCUAUGGCUUGUUCUUGAUGUCUGGUUUGUUCUACCAAUGGGGCUAUAUUGUCAUUUGCUUCAACUUACGACCGAAGUUGGAGCCAAACUACAAGUCUGUCAUCAUUUCGAGAGUUGUCAUCGCUUUUAUGUUCACUGUCAUUUUACUCAGUAAGUUUUUAUAGCCCUAGCCCAGACUCUAGCCCAGAGCCCUAGCCCCAAAGCCCUAGCCCAAAGCCCUAGCCCAAAGCACUAGCCCAGAGCCUUAGACUCCUAACCCUAGGCUCGGGUCUAUAGCAAUGCACCUGCCUACAAUUGCCUCAACUUUAUUACCCUACCAUACUUUACUAAAAUCGCAUUUUCUUUCAGCCCGAGCAGGUAUGACCUUCCAGCCGCUGCAUAAGAAGGAGGACAAUGGCUCGAUAGGCAUGACAAUGCGAGAUCCAAACUAUAUCAACCAGACCCUGACACUGUAUAUGGAUCGUGACAAGACGCUGGUACUGAAUCAUGGCAUCGAAUGGGCGGCGUUGAUCACGUUCUACCUGUUCGUACUCACAUUCGUCACCGAGCUGGACGGGUUCGAUGUGAAGACGGUGGGCAAGGUGAUCCCGCUGAAGGCCGGCUACGAGAAUAUGUUCGAGGAGGGGGACAAACAGCCGGCUACCUUGAAUGUGAUUGGCAUGAGAGGACGGGGCUUGCAAGGUGGUACUGGUCCUAGUAGCAGCGGUUCAAGUGGUUCUUAUACUAGUAUUGGAGCAAGUAGUAAACAGAAUGGUAAGUGUUAUGAUGAGAAUUAAAAUGGUGCUACAUUGGGUUUAGGGUGCUCCAGUACUCAUACAUGAUAUUGUUAUAGGUGGUACCCAAACCAGUACAAACUGGAAUGAACAACCGAACCAUGCUCCAAAUAAGCAACCAGUCCAAGUCCAGUCAAACCCAAAUCAGGUCCACUCGCCACAAGCCCUACCAGCCAAUCCACAAUACGCCCAACCAGUUGCGUACUUGCCAGCACCAGGCGCCCUAAGCCAAGAACAACUGCCUCGAUCACCCAUGCCCAAUUAUGUCAGCCCCAUGCAGAGCCCAGCCGUCUCGCCCAAUCGUAAGCGAUCUCAAUAA